AUGCACCCUGAGCAACGAUGGCAAUGCUGCCAAGCCCCUUCUCCCACAUCUACAGUCAGCCUCUCAGCAUCUCAGCAUCAAGCUGCCAGAGCUUUAAACUGGAUCCAUCAAGAACAGGGAAUGUAUUGCAUAGAAGUGUUCAGGAAAGGCUGUUCUCAGACAGCAUCAGUGAAAACACAACUGCUAGGAGCUUUGGCUGCACUUCACUGCUCAUGGCCUAAGGCCAUGAAGAGGCCAAUAAAGGCUGGAGCUCAAGAACACCAACCCAGAUCCAAGGCUUCCUCUCUGGCACCCAGCCAUGAAGCUCCUUUUUCCUAUCUUUGCCAGCCUCAUACUACAGUACCAGAGUACUUUGGCUUGAGAAGAUGUUUAAUGGGUUUUGGAAGAUGCAAAGACCACUGUGGUGUGGAUGAAAAAGAGAUACAGAAAUGCAAGAAGAAAAAAUGUUGUAUUGGACCAAAAGUGGUUCAAAUGAUAAAAAACUACAUGCAAAAUGAAAUGUCCCACACACUUGGAGAGAGCUACCAAGAACACCUACAAACUACCAAGAAUUCUGAUGCUGAGAUACAAACAAAAAAUAAGAUUUUACCUCUUCUCCCUCAAAUCAUGAGCAUCAACCAUUUUGCCAACAUCAACACCCUCAUCAUCCCAAACACCACCAAUGUAAACUCUGCCAUCACCAGCCCUGUGUUCUCAGGAAAGACUUCAUAUACUGCUAUUUCUACCAAGAGAGACACCAAAGAAAGCAGAAACUUAGCUGCUGACUUCCCACCACCAGCACCACCACCCUUAGAACUACCAACGACAUGACUGGAGCUGGAGGAAGCAGAUGAGCAGGGAUGUGGGCCUUUCCCUUAA
This is a messenger RNA of Mustela erminea (ermine), 858 nucleotides long. It is a transcript of the gene DEFB129, whose product is annotated as defensin beta 129. NCBI's taxonomy places the organism in Eukaryota, Metazoa, Chordata, Mammalia, Carnivora, Mustelidae. The record is from RefSeq and is a predicted model, not a curated record.